UCUAAUCUCAAUAAAUUUAUUUUGGGGGAGCGGCACUUUCCAUCUUUGGAACCCUCCCAAGUCCCAACUCCCGGCGAAUUUCUGCACAAUUUGCUCAAAAAUCUUCAAACGGGGAUUGAUUUUCUGCGCACAAUAUCGCUCGUCCCUCCACACAAUUUCUCAAUUCAGGUAGCGGAGGAGCAUCCAUUGCUCUGCUUUUCGCUACAUGGGAGCUGAAGGAAACCUUAACUUGUGUUUCUAUAGCUUGUUGGAUUAAAAUGCCAUCUCGGAGCUUAUCGAAUCUCAACACUGCUUUCAGUUUAGGCUUCCGAAGAGCUUUGACAGAAGUCAGUCUCUCUAGGAAGAAUUACCCUUGUAAGCCUCUAUCUGGUGGUGCCACCAGUCAAGUGUUGAGAAAUUCAGGCAACCAGAGGUAUCGAAACAUUAUGAUGGCGUCGAAUUCGAUUGUUCCCUCUGGAGAUCUUGUAGUUGAUGCUUUGGUUUCUGGUUGUGGGGAUAUGACCAGUUUUGUGAAGCCUGGUAGUGUUUUCUACAGUAAAAGGAGUAAUAUGAUGUGUGGAAAGGCUAUGGUGAGUAUGAGCAACGGAUACAGGGAAAGCCUUGGCGGUCGAGGAUGUUUUAUGCGUGAUUUUAAGCCAUUUUAUAGUUUGUCGAAAGGAAUGAGUGAUGGUCGAACAUUCUCAUCUUUGUGCCACUCUGAUGGGGUUGUGCCUGAAGUGUCAAAGGAUGGUUCGAUUGGUAUCGAACAUCUUUCAAGUCUCGCACUUUCAACAGAAAAGAGAAUUCCGAGCAAGAACACGGUGAAGCUACUGUCUGGAGCUUGUUAUUGGCCUCAUCCAGCUAAAGUGGAAACGGGAGGCGAGGAUGCUCAUUUUAUAUGUGUCGACGAGCAAGUCAUUGGUGUAGCUGAUGGGGUUGGUGGAUGGGCAGAUGUUGGUGUUAAUGCGGGAGAAUAUGCCCGGGAACUGAUGGAUAAUUCAGUCAGAGCAAUUAGAGAAUCGCCGGACAGUGAUGUUGAUCCCUUGCUUGUGUUGGAAAAAGCACACGCCGCAACCAAUGCCAUGGGCUCCUCCACCGCCUGCAUCGUUGCACUAAAAGAUCAGGACAUUCACGCCAUUAAUCUCGGCGACAGUGGAUUUAUCAUCGUCAGAGGCGGGCACACGAUCUUCGAAUCCCCUGUUCAACAACAUGGAUUCAAUUUCACAUAUCAACUCGAACGGAGUAAUCGGAGUGAUCCACCAAGCUCCGGGCAGGUUUUCAAGAUUUCAGUUGCACCCGGAGACGUAGUAGUUGCAGGAAGCGACGGCCUAUUUGACAACUUAUACAAUAAAGAGAUAGCAGCCAUUGUAGGAGAUGCAGUUAGGGAAGGUCUCGGGCCCGACGCCACGGCCGAGAAGAUCGCUACGAUUGCACGUGCAAGGGCGUUAGACAAGAAAAUGCAGACACCAUUUUCCAUGGCAGCUCAACAAGCUGGAUUUACUUACUAUGGUGGUAAACUUGAUGAUCUAACUGUUGUUGUUUCUUUUGUUUCUGCUCCAAUUGAUGCCUGAAAAAUUUUCCUUC
Molecule: messenger RNA, 1563 nt
Organism: Andrographis paniculata
Lineage: Eukaryota; Viridiplantae; Streptophyta; Magnoliopsida; Lamiales; Acanthaceae
Product: probable protein phosphatase 2C 80
Exons: 5
Coding region: 258-1550 (430 amino acids)
Source: RefSeq, a predicted model, not a curated record